AUGUCUUUCAUUUCAUUUGAAGAAUUUCCUUCAUCAGUUCAUCAGUCAAAUGGACGCAGCAAGCAAUUUCUUAUAUGUUCCUACAAAGUAUCUGAUUUAAUGGGUGGUUGUUGCAUUCAUCUCAAAACCUAUACGGUGAAUUGUCUUCACACCUUGCUAGCAGACCUCAAUGCCGAAGCCGACAGCGAUCCACACUUGCCCCCGUCCUCAUGCCAUCAGGUCAACAAUUUCCGCUUUCACACCCGUACAUUUCUCGGAAGUCAACUCCAGAUUAGUCUCUGUGCAUUACCUGGUUCCCGGAAAAUAUGGAAGUGA
Messenger RNA from Sclerotinia sclerotiorum 1980 UF-70, 315 nucleotides. RefSeq lists its product with no specific name. The transcript has 2 exons. The coding region runs from base 1 to 315 and encodes 104 amino acids. Lineage: Eukaryota; Fungi; Ascomycota; Leotiomycetes; Helotiales; Sclerotiniaceae. The record is from RefSeq and is a predicted model, not a curated record.